CUGGCAGAAACUGAUUUAACUGAUUCAAGCCAGGAACAAUGAUACUGGGUGAAUGACCGGCAUCAAUAAAUACUGAACAUGAUUAGUAAACGCGGUGCACUUAUAGUUUUAGAGGGCUGCGAUCGAGCCGGUAAAUCGACCCAGAUGAAGAUGUUGAUAAAUGCAUUGAACGAUCUACGGAUUCCUGCAGAAAACAUAGCUUUCCCGAAUAGAAAGACUCCUGUCGGAUCUAUCUUGGAUAGUUUUCUGUCAAAAAAGAUAAAUGUGCCACCGGAAACAGCCCAUUUGUUGUUCUCUGCGAAUCGAUGGGAGUGUAAAGAGGACAUGGAGAAGACACUUCUGUCUGGUGUCACUCUAAUAGUGGACAGAUACGCAGCCUCUGGUGCUGUAUAUACAGCAGCCAAUACUGGCAGAAGUCUCAAUUGGUGCCAACAGCCCGACCUAGGGCUUCCAAAACCGGAUUGCGUGAUGUUUCUCAAGGUGUCCAAGCGACAGCAGGAGCAGCGUAGUGAUUGGGGAAAAGAAAGAUUCGAGCAUGACGAAUUUCAGCAACGUGUCAAUGCUAAUUAUGAGAAAUUAAGAGAUGACACUUGGAUCACUAUAAAUGCGGAUCAGGAUGAAUCAGCUGUGCACAGUGAAAUACUGCGGAUGGCGUUAUCAGUCAUCCAAGAGAUUCAGUAUCGUAAUAUAGAAUUGUUAAGUAACUGAGGAUGCUGAUAAAUUUGUAAUUUUAUACCUUUAUCUCGGCAAGGAAUUACUAUAUUAGUAAUUCUUAGCGAUAUUUGCCGCAAUCUCUAAUAAGGUUUUGAAAUCAUAAUGUAAAACUAUUAAGUGAUUGAAGAUGCUGAUAAAUUUUGAAUUUCACGUUUUUAUCUCGAGGAAUUACUAUAUUAGUAAUUCUUUGCAAUAUUUGCUACAGUUUCUAUAAAGUACAAUUUUUAUAAAGUAUUA
Molecule: messenger RNA, 951 nt
Organism: Camponotus floridanus (Florida carpenter ant)
Lineage: Eukaryota; Metazoa; Arthropoda; Insecta; Hymenoptera; Formicidae
Product: thymidylate kinase
Exons: 2
Coding region: 79-708 (209 amino acids)
Biological process (GO): dTDP biosynthetic process; dTTP biosynthetic process; dUDP biosynthetic process
Cellular component (GO): cytoplasm; mitochondrion; nucleus
Molecular function (GO): dTMP kinase activity; ATP binding
Source: RefSeq, a predicted model, not a curated record